AUGAUACUCUCGUAUUGUGGAAAAAUUGAUUUGGUAAGGAAAUAUUUACCUGAUAACUCGGAAAAUCCUACAACGCUCGAUUUUUAUGAUAAUAAGAAUUUCCUAGAAUACUGCCCUCAAAAAAACUGCAAUUCUGAACUCGAACAAAUUACGAUUGGAUUUUUAUGGUUACUUGGAGAAUGUUAUUCUACAUUAACAGGUAGAGUUUAUAAUGAAAAUAAUACUAAUGCAUUUUUUAUAUAUAUUAUUUCAUGGUUAAGUUACAAAUUAAAUCAAAACAAAGAGGAAAAAUUCGCCACCAUAAACGAUUUUUUUACUGAAUAUGUAAAAAAAAGUGGUAAAUAUAAAAGAUUUAUAAGUGAUGCCUUUAAAUUUGGAAAUUUUGAGGAAUUCAUGAAUGAACGAAAUGAUUUUAUGAAUAUUAAUAUUGAAGAUCUGUCUAAAUUUUAUGAUGCAUCCAAAUUAUUAUGUAAUAUGUAUGGUAACGUUGAAAAAAAUGCAAAUGAUACCACACUGUCAAAUGAUGCGAAAGAUUUUGCUAAAAAAUAUACAGGCCUCAACGAAGGCUAUAAUAUUGAAAGUAGCGCACGUAUCAAAAUAUUGCCUUUUUUAUCAACUGACUAUAAUAAUUUAAAAGAGAAAUGUAAUAAUGUUCAACCUAGAAGUUUUCCACCCCUUCCAGAGAUAGCAACGAGCAUUUCUGCACAAAUGUCUGGAGUUACAUCACCAAGCUUGUCGACAGGAAGCAAAUUAUUUACAGUUUUAUCGAUAUUUGGUGCAAUAGCAUUUUUUUUAGGAAUUUCUUAUAAGUAUUCGUUAUUUGGAUUUCGGAAACGAGCUCAAAAACAAUAUUUAAGAGAAAAAAUAAAAAAAAUAAAGAAGAAAAUGAAUCAUUAA
Plasmodium yoelii is the source of this 897-nucleotide messenger RNA. RefSeq names its product PIR protein. The coding region runs from base 1 to 897 and encodes 298 amino acids. The record is from RefSeq and is a predicted model, not a curated record. Lineage: Eukaryota; Apicomplexa; Aconoidasida; Haemosporida; Plasmodiidae. The transcript is spliced from 3 exons.